AUGGAGCCACAGUGGCAGAACUACUCUGAUAUACCGGGAAACAAGCCUGGGCAGUUUACUCCCAGCGCUGGCCCGACAACCGUUGACCAGGGACAGACACACCAGCCACCUCGCGGCUUCACUUACGAGACGUACCAGCCGCCAGGCAGCGUGUCCAAGGUGCCUCCGAGCCUCAGACCGACCUCCAUGGCUCCCUCUCCAUCUGGCACCGGCACCAGUUCGGGCACGCCCAACGCUCGCGACCUCGAUCAGGACACUCACAUGGAAGACGCGGACCCGUACAACAGAGCCAAAUAUGCCGCUCGACCGCCCGCGCACCAGCGAAACUCGUCGCAAUUCCUGGCCAACGAAGAAACCUCCUCCGCUGCUCGCAGAUAUUCGCCCAUGAACGCCCUCUCGCCCACUUUGCCGUAUAAUAUAAGUCCAAACACGUCGCAGAAUACAUAUGGUUUCCCUCCCACAGCACAGUCGAGCUCACACCCUUCGCCUACCAAUACGAAUAACUUUGCGGGUUCUCAGUCAUAUCAGUCACCACCAUCUGCACCCUCACGACCACACGCACCACGCCUGCCUCCUAUGCAGUCCAACGACAUGAGUCCUGAAAGAUAUUAUCCGCAGUCUGCCACCCUUCAGCUUCAUUCCGCCUUUGGCCAAGACAAGCCUCAUCGCCCAAUUUCUUAUCAGCCUCAAUCUGCUGGCGGUAGUCCUAGCGCAGGGAUGGGAAAAGGGCCCGUACCGAAAUUCCAGAGUAUCAAAUCUAUCAAUGAACUGAAGCCUAGAAUAAACAAGCAACCUGCAUUUCGACGAGCAAACCCGGAGGGAGGGUUCAUUAGCCCUCUGCAAGCACUCACGACGCACCUGCCUGCUACGUAUCGAAUUUGCAACCCGACCUUCAAGUAUGAAUCAUCUAGGAAUCCUCGACGUGUGUUGACCAAGCCGAGCAAAGGUGUCAAGAACGACGGCUACGAUAACGAUGAUAGCGACUAUAUCCUCUACGUCAACGAUAUUCUCGGCAGCGAGGAGGCAAAUCACAAGAACCGCUACCUCAUCCUCGAUGUCCUCGGUCAAGGAACCUUUGGACAAGUAGUCAAGUGCCAGAACCUCAAGACACAGGAAGUUAUUGCUGUAAAGGUUAUUAAGAACAGAACUGCGUACUUCAACCAGAGUAUGAUGGAAGUUUCUGUCCUAGACUUGAUAAGUAGCAAGCUAGACAAGAACGACGAUCACCAUCUACUCCGGCUAAAGGAUACCUUCAUCCACCGCCAGCAUCUAUGUUUGGUGUUUGAGCUGUUAAGCGUUAAUCUCUACGAGUUGAUCAAACAGAACCAGUUCCGUGGUUUGAGUACCACGCUCGUGAGGGUGUUUGCCCAACAAUUACUUAACGGACUCGCACUCCUGAACAAGGCCAGGCUGAUACACUGCGAUCUGAAGCCGGAGAACAUCCUUUUGAAAAAAAGUCCUUCUCGGAUUACCAUACUCCUCGGCAAUCGAUAUGUGGUCCCUGAAUGUAUCGUUGUCGAGCUAUUCCUCGGUCUUCCCUCUCUUCCCCGGAUCGGAUACAACCAAAUAUCCCGAAUAACAGAAAUGUUGGGCCUGCCUCCAGUAUGGAUGCUUGAAAACGGGAAACAAGCUGGUGAAUUCUUUGAGAAGACGCAGGAUGAGUUUGGUCGGCGGAGCUUCAGGCUGAAGAGCAUGGAGCAGUAUUCUCGCGAACACAACACCAAGGAACAACCAAGCAAGAAGUAUUUCCAGGCUACCACACUACCGGAAAUAAUUAGAACAUACGCGAUGCCGAGAAAGAAUAUGAAGCAAGCUGAAAUUGAUAGAGAGAUGAACAACCGUGUUGCAUUCAUCGACUUUGUUCGCGGCCUCUUAUCUAUCAACCCUCUAGAGAGAUGGUCGCCGCAACAAGCCAAACUUCACCCCUUCAUCACACAGCAAAAGUUCACCCAACCUUUUGUCCCGCCAGUUCACCUUAAGUCCUCCGUCAUCAACAAAUCUGUCGCCCCAGGAGUCCAGCAGCAACAAGCAGCGGAAGCAGCAUCGAAGCAACGCGCCCAAGCAGCCCAGGCCCAAGCAAACUCCGCCGCCCAAUCUGCCUACGCUCUUCAGAUGAACCAGUUCAACGCCCCCCACAAUCAACCUCCACCGGUCUACAAUAACAUGUAUACUGCCCAGCAACAGCAACAAGCUCCGCCACCGCAACAACAGCCGCAACAGCAACAGGGUCCUCCUCCACCUUACCCUACGCAGCAAGGCUACCAAAUGCCCAUCAUGCAAACGGGCCACAUGUCACUUCCACCACAGCAGACACAAUAUAGUUCUCAGAACUUGUACGCCCAGGCCACUACCCGUGCCGGCCGACAGCGCGCUACAACGAUGGACCAGCAACAAAGUGGUAUCCCACAAUCUAUACAGCGUGUAGCCAGUCAUUUGGACCCCAACUCGCCUAUUCGACUACAGCCUAGUCCAGCAUACUACCCACCCCCAGCAGAUGGAUAUGCUGACUCGUCAAGCUCCGGUGCCGGUGGUCAAAGGCGAACAAGCCGGGCGAGAAACAACGGUUCACAUGGUCGAAAUAGAGACUUCAUACGUAGUCUCGAGGACGGGGCGUUGGGAGAUGGCUUCAUGAACCAGAAUCAGUGGCAUUGA
This is a messenger RNA of Microsporum canis CBS 113480, 2652 nucleotides long. RefSeq names its product dual specificity protein kinase YAK1. Bases 1 to 2652 code for a protein of 883 amino acids. Gene Ontology annotation, molecular function: protein tyrosine kinase activity; protein serine/threonine kinase activity; ATP binding. The transcript is spliced from 8 exons. The record is from RefSeq and is a predicted model, not a curated record. Gene Ontology annotation, biological process: peptidyl-serine phosphorylation; peptidyl-threonine phosphorylation. NCBI's taxonomy places the organism in Eukaryota, Fungi, Ascomycota, Eurotiomycetes, Onygenales, Arthrodermataceae. Gene Ontology annotation, cellular component: nucleus; cytoplasm.